AUGACUAUGUCUCAGGAAUCACCUGGGCUGAGAAGUGAGCUCUCUCCUAAACCUAUCCUCAUCACAUGUUCACUCACCUUUUUCAGUUUUGGGGCUAAAAAUAUAAAAAUAGAAUUAAUUUCUCAUUUUUUGGAGCAUGACUGCUUUUAUAACAAGAUGACAGCUUUAAAGGUUGUUCUAGGCGUCUGUGUAUCAUUCAACGUUGAUGUGAAAAAUUCAAUGACUUUCAGUGGCCCAGUGGAGGACAUGUUUGGAUAUUCUGUUCAACAAUAUGAAAAUGAGGAAGGAAAGUGGGUGCUUAUUGGUUCUCCUUUAGUCGGCCAACCCAAGAACAGAACUGGAGAUGUCUAUAAGUGUCCAGUUGGGAGAGGUGAACCAUUACCUUGCAUAAAAUUGGAUCUACCAGUUAAUACAUCUAUACCCAAUGUCACAGAAGUAAAGGAGAACAUGACAUUUGGAUCAACUUUAGUCACCAACCCAAAUGGAGGGUUUCUGGCAUGUGGGCCCUUAUAUGCCUAUAGAUGUGGACACUUACAUUACACAACUGGAAUCUGUUCUGAUGUCAGCCCCACAUUUCAAGUCGUGAACUCCAUUGCCCCUGUAAAAGAAUGUAGCUCUCAACUGGACAUUGUCAUAGUGCUUGAUGGUUCCAACAGUAUUUACCCCUGGGAAAGUGUGACUGCUUUUUUAAAUAACCUUCUUGAAAGAAUGGAUAUUGGUCCUAAACAGACACAGGUUGGAAUUGUACAAUAUGGAGAAACUGUAACCCAUGAGUUCAACCUCAAUAAGUAUUCAUCAACAGAAGAAGUUCUUGUUGCAGCAAAUCAAAUACUCCAGAGACGUGGUCGUCAGACUAUGACAGCCCUUGGAAUAGACACAGCAAGGAAGGAGGCUUUCACUGAAGCCCGGGGUGCACGAAGGGGGGUUAAAAAAGUCAUGGUUAUUGUGACUGACGGAGAGUCCCAUGACAACCACCGCCUGAAUAAAGUCAUCCAAGACUGUGAAGAUGAAAACAUUCAGCGGUUUUCUAUAGCUAUUCUUGGCAGCUAUAACCGAGGAAAUUUAAGUACCGAGAAAUUUGUGGAGGAAAUGAAAUCAAUUGCAAGUGAGCCCACUGAAAAGCAUUUCUUCAAUGUGUCUGAUGAAACGGCUCUAGUCACUAUUGUUGAAGCUCUGGGAGAAAGAAUAUUUGCCCUGGAAGCGACAGCUGAUCAGUCAGCAGCUUCAUUCGAAAUGGAAAUGUCUCAGACUGGCUUCAGUGCUCAUUAUUCACAGGAUUGGGUUAUGCUUGGAGCAGUAGGAGCCUAUGAUUGGAAUGGGACAGUUGUCAUGCAGAAGGCUGAUCAAAUCAUCAUCCCUGAAAACAUGACCUUUAAUGUCAAGUCUACUAAAAAGAAUGAACCUCUUGCUUCUUACUUAGGUUACACAGUAAACUCUGCUACUGUUCCUGGAGAUGUCCUCUAUAUUGCUGGACAGCCAAGGUACAAUCAUACAGGCCAGGUCAUUAUCUACAGGAUGGAAGACAGGGAUAUCAAGAUUCUCCAGACACUGAGUGGAGAACAGAUUGGUUCUUACUUUGGCAGUGUUUUAACAACAGUUGACAUUGACAAAGAUUCAAUGACUGAUAUUCUUCUGGUUGGGGCUCCCAUGUACAUGGGAACAGAGAGAGAGGAACAAGGAAAAGUGUUUGUGUACGCCCUGAAUCAGCGUAUUCCAUCGGGUGGAGAUGGCAAGACACUGAAAUUUUUUGGCCAAUCUAUCCAUGGAGAAAUGGAUUUAAAUGGUGAUGGUCUGACUGAUGUGACUAUUGGGGGCCUUGGUGGUGCUGCCCUCUUCUGGUCCCGAGAUGUGGCUGUAGUUAAAGUGACCAUGAAAUUUGAACCCAAUAAAGUGAAUAUCCAGAAGAAAAACUGCCAUGUGGAAGGAAAGGAAACAGUGUGCAUAAAUGCUACAGUGUGUUUUGAUGUGAAAUUAAAGUCCAAAGAAGAUACAAUGUAUGAAGCCGGUAAGUGUAACACGUAUAGGAAGUCCAUCAGGGACAAGCAUGAUUUUCGGGACUCUGUAAGGAUAACUUUGGAUUUUAAUCUUAAUGAUCCAGAAAAUGGACCAGUUCUUGAUGAUUCUCUACCAAACUCAGUACAUGAAUAUAUUCCUUUUGCCAAAGAUUGUGGGAACAAGGAAAAAUGUAUCUCUGACCUUGGCCUGAAUGUAUCCACAAGAGAGAAGGGCCUGCUGGUUGUCAAGUCUCACAAUGAUAAACUCAACAUUAGCCUAACAGUAAAAAAUAAAAGGGACAGUGCCUAUAACACCAGGACAAUCGUGGACUAUUCUCCAAACCUAAUAUUUUCAGGAGUUGAGGCUAUUCAAAAAGACAGUUGUGAAUCCACUCGUAAUAUCACAUGUAAAGUUGGAUAUCCUUUCUUGAGAAGAGGAGAAGAGGCAUCCUGUGACAGUGAAGAACCUCCUGAAGCCCUUUCUGAUAAUGAGGUAAACAUUUCUAUCCCUGUGAAAUAUGAAGUUGGACUACAGUUUUUCAGCUCUGCAAGUGAAUACCAUAUUUCCAUUGCGGCCAAUGAAACAGUCCCUGAAAUUAUUAAUUCUACUGAGGACAUUGGAAAUGAAAUUAACAUCUUCUAUUUGAUUAAAAAAAGUGGACAUUUCCCAAUGCCAGAACUUAAGUUGUCAAUUUCAUUCCCCAACUUGACAUCAGAUGGUUACCCUGUGCUGUACCCAACUGGAUGGUCAUCUUCUGAUAAUGAAAACUGCAGACCCAGUAGCCUUCAGGAUCCUCUUGGAAUCAACUCUGGGAAGAAAAUGGUGAUAUCCAAAUCUGAAGAUCUCAAACGAGGCACAGUUCUGGACUGCAGUACAUGUAAAUUUGCUACCAUCACAUGUAAUUUGAUUCCUUCCGAUAUGAGCCAAGUGAAUGUUUCACUUAUCUUAUGGAAACCAACUUUUAUAAAAGCACAUUUUUCCAGCUUAAAUCUUACUGUAAAGGCAGAACUUCAGAGUGAAAAUACAUCCUUGGUUUUAAGUAGUGGCAAUAAAAAAAGAGAGCUUGCUAUUCAAAUAUCCAAAGAUGGGCUACCAGGCAGUGUGCCAUUAUGGGUAAUCCUGUUGAGUGCUUUUGCUGGAUUAUUGCUAUUAAUGCUGCUCAUAUUAGCCCUGUGGAAGAUUGGAUUCUUCAAAAGACCACUAAAAAAGAAAAUGGAGAAAUGA
Molecule: messenger RNA, 3219 nt
Organism: Orycteropus afer afer
Lineage: Eukaryota; Metazoa; Chordata; Mammalia; Tubulidentata; Orycteropodidae
Gene: ITGA1
Product: integrin subunit alpha 1
Exons: 28
Coding region: 1-3219 (1072 amino acids)
Biological process (GO): cell-cell adhesion; cell adhesion mediated by integrin; integrin-mediated signaling pathway
Cellular component (GO): integrin complex; external side of plasma membrane
Molecular function (GO): integrin binding
Source: RefSeq, a predicted model, not a curated record